Messenger RNA from Priceomyces carsonii, 1389 nucleotides. RefSeq lists its product as uncharacterized. The transcript has a single exon. NCBI's taxonomy places the organism in Eukaryota, Fungi, Ascomycota, Pichiomycetes, Serinales, Debaryomycetaceae. The record is from RefSeq and is a predicted model, not a curated record. Bases 1 to 1389 code for a protein of 462 amino acids.
AUGUCAUCAUCUGAGAUCAAGAGGUCGUCUUUAGAAGAUUUGGCUCGAGGUCAAUCCCUGCAAUCCUCUCAUCUGGCUGUGGAGGCGUUGCGGAUUGCGACUGAGUCAACGGCAGCAGCAGAAGCAGAUGGAGACAGGUUCCUGGAACACUUGCGACAACAUUCACAUGGCCAGCGACAGCAUAUAGGAGAAAGUUCUAGUCAUGAAAACGGUAAUGAGGACGGGAUUGAGUUAACGGAAUACGACUUGAAGUCAAGAGACUCUAAAUACAAACGAUGGUCACCUAAGAUGGAUCAGUACUUGAUAAGUCUACUAUCAGAUAUUGUGCAUAGUUUUCCAAAGGGUGUGGAACCAGAGAUGACGAAGAAGGCUUGGGCCUAUGUUACUGGAAAAUUAAGAGCAGCGAACCCUGAGACUGUGUACUCCACUUACACCAAAUACUCAUGUCAGCAACAUCUUAUCAAUGUGAAUCAUCAUAGGUACAAAAUUUGGUAUGUAUUAGUGCUACAUCAAAAAAAUAACUCUUCUCAAACAGGAUACUCUUAUAGAUGGAACCCAGAUGUUGGAAGAUUUCAGGUAAUUGAUGAAAGUAGAAACUCGCUAAUUCUCGAUGAACGACAAGUGAAGUCUUUGUUGUAUGGCGAUUCUUUGUCUUUGCCCUCUUUAUCAUCAUUUAACAAGGGGAAUUUAAUAGCAAGCGACUUUUUCUUGAGCGAUAACUUGAGGUAUAUUUCAGUGUACCAUAACGAGGUACUUCCAUUACUAAUAAAGAUGGAUAGUAAGUUUGCAGAGGAUUUAGGUGAUAUUUAUGCAGAAAUUCCAAAAUUCGACUUUCGAGACUCAAGAAAAGGGUAUUUUAAACCAUUGAUACCAGUAAAGCUGCUCAAAAGUUCAUCUCCAAACUCCGCAUCGAAGCCUAAAAAGCGUGUCCAUUCAAGUGACGUACCGGAUGUUACUAUUUCGUUUGCGCAAGGAAUGGCUAUACCUAAUGGUUCAAGUGUUCUGCAUGAAGAUGACUCAGUUGAUCCAGUUUUAAAGAGAUCACGGAACAUAGAAUCCACUGAUUUUGAAAAUGUUCUUGCUUCAGCAGCUAUUGCUGCAAUAAAUUCCCCUCCAGUUUCAAAUGGACGAGAUUCGACUCCACUCUAUAUUAAAGAUCGAAAAUGGUUUAAUAAAUUGUUAUCUUACCAAGAAUCCGGUCAUCUAAGUGUCUCUGAAGUCUUGUCGGUAUGUGAAGGAGUCAGAGAUGGAAAGAUUCCAUUAUUCAUGCUAAAUGUUUUAGAUAACAGCUACUACUCAAGCAGUGAUUCCGAUGUUUUGGAUCUCACAGAUGACGAGGUUGUUAAAAGAAUAAGAGAAUUCAUGAUACCAAUGACAUAUAAUUCUUGA